Erigeron canadensis is the source of this 1130-nucleotide messenger RNA. Its product is annotated as 26S proteasome non-ATPase regulatory subunit 14 homolog. The transcript is spliced from 6 exons. Gene Ontology annotation, cellular component: proteasome regulatory particle, lid subcomplex. The record is from RefSeq and is a predicted model, not a curated record. The coding region runs from base 63 to 992 and encodes 309 amino acids. NCBI's taxonomy places the organism in Eukaryota, Viridiplantae, Streptophyta, Magnoliopsida, Asterales, Asteraceae. Gene Ontology annotation, biological process: protein deubiquitination; proteasome-mediated ubiquitin-dependent protein catabolic process. Gene Ontology annotation, molecular function: metallopeptidase activity; proteasome binding; protein binding.
AAAUUAACAAAUACUUCAAUCAGAAAAAAAAAAACACAAACACACACACACAAAUCGAAAUUAUGGAAAGAUUGCAGAGGAUGUUCGCCGGAGCUGGUGGCGCGUUAGGCCACCCGCCACCAGAUUCACCGACUCUAGAUACAUCGGAGCAAGUUUACAUCUCUUCACUUGCUCUAUUGAAAAUGCUCAAACAUGGGAGAGCUGGAGUGCCGAUGGAAGUUAUGGGAUUGAUGCUAGGGGAAUUUGUGGACGAGUAUACGGUUCGCGUUGUAGAUGUGUUUGCCAUGCCUCAAAGUGGGACGGGGGUCAGUGUUGAAGCUGUUGACCCUGUUUUUCAGACUAAAAUGCUUGAUAUGCUUAAGCAAACUGGAAGACCUGAAAUGGUGGUGGGAUGGUACCAUUCACAUCCUGGAUUUGGUUGUUGGUUAUCGGGAGUUGACAUCAAUACACAACAGAGUUUUGAAGCCUUGAAUCAGCGAGCUGUUGCUGUGGUAAUCGAUCCAAUCCAGAGUGUUAAAGGAAAAGUGGUCAUAGAUGCUUUUCGCCUAAUCAACCCUCAAACCAUGAUGCUUGGACAAGAGCCCCGUCAGACAACUUCCAAUCUUGGACAUCUCAAUAAACCAUCUAUUCAAGCAUUGAUCCAUGGUCUCAACCGCCACUACUACUCGAUAGCCAUUAAUUAUAGGAAGAAUCAACUUGAGGAGAAGAUGCUAUUAAACCUUCACAAGAAGAAGUGGACUGAUGGAUUGACACUUGAACGAUUCGAUACACAUUCUAAGACGAAUGAACAGACUGUCCAGGAAAUGCUGGGGCUAGCUGUCAAAUAUAACAAGGCCGUUCAAGAGGAAGACCAAUUAUCUCCAGAGAAACUAGUAAUUGCAAAUGUCGGAAGGCAGGAUGCAAAAAAGCAUCUGGAGGAGCAUGUCUCCAACUUAAUGUCAUCCAACAUCAUUCAGACCCUUGGUACCAUGCUCGACACAGUUGUCUUCUAACUUCAACAUAUAUCAAUGUAUUUUCACCUUAAUGUCUUUCUAGCAAGUGAUUCUAGAGAACAUGUCUUUGUUUAUCAAAACUAUGAUGCCUGUACUGAGAUUUUGAUCUAAAAUCUUACUGUAAUAUUUUUCUUUUCA